Molecule: messenger RNA, 2380 nt
Organism: Aphanomyces astaci
Lineage: Eukaryota; Oomycota; Saprolegniomycetes; Saprolegniales; Verrucalvaceae
Exons: 15
Coding region: 26-2221 (731 amino acids)
Cellular component (GO): intracellular anatomical structure
Molecular function (GO): RNA binding; ATP binding
Source: RefSeq, a predicted model, not a curated record
UCUUGAACGAAAUUUCGCACUCAUCAUGGCGUACCGGAGCUCGACGUCCGGCAUGUGGGUGCCAGGCGUGAAGAAAGCUCAAAUGUCCGACCGCGGAGAGGAGCAACUGCCUCCAGUCGUAUCUGUCUCCAGCUUACCCAUCGAAGUACGGGAGAAGGAGAUCCUGUAUGCCGUGGAAACGUCGUCGGUGGUGAUCUUGGCCGGCGAGACCGGGAGCGGCAAGACCACUCAAACGCCACAGUACCUGUAUCGCGCCAAGUUUGGCAAGAUUGCCGUCACGCAGCCUCGCCGAAUCGCCGCCAUCACGGUGGCGGAACGUGUGGCCUCUGAAAUGGGCGUUCGUAUUGGCGGCGAGGUUGGGUACGCAGUCCGCUUCGAGGAGAAGUGGGACCCGGAGCGCACGGGCAUCAAGUUCCUCACGGAUGGGAUGCUCGUGCGCGAGACGAUGCUCGAUCCGUUGCUGUCCCAUUACAACGUCAUCAUGCUGGACGAAGCCCACGAACGCAAUUUGGAAACGGACAUUUUGCUCGGGUUAAUCAAGAAAAUCCUGAAAAAGCGGCCGGACUUGCGCGUGAUUGUGGCGUCGGCAACCCUCCACGUUGAGUCGUUUGUCCGGUUCUUCUCGUCCGUCAAGCACGACGCCAAUGUCAAGCAACCGGUCGUGUCCAUUGCCGUGCAGGGCCGUCAGUUCCCCGUCGAUGUUUUGUACUUGCAGGAACCGGCAGCGAAUUUCGAACAGAAAGCCAUCGACACGGUGUUAGCCAUCCACGAGCGCGAAGCCCCAGGCGACAUAUUGGUGUUUUUGCCUGGGCAAGACGAGAUUGACCACGUCGUCCAGCGGUUGAGUCAGAUGGCCAGUCGCACGCUGCUCCCGCUUGCGUUCUACGGGUCGCUUCCUGUGCACGUCCAACAAGCCGUGUUCGAGCUACCUCCGCCGCACAUCCGCAAGGUGAUUGUGGCCACAACGAUCGCCGAGACGUCGGUGACGAUCCCGGGAGUCGUGUAUGUCGUCGACUCGUGCUUUGUGAAACUACCGUUCUACAACCCUCUCACCGGCAUCGAAGCCCUCGUGACCACGGUCGAGUCCAAAGCCGCCGCCAAGCAACGCGCCGGCCGCGCCGGACGGAUGCGUCCUGGCAAGUGCUUUCGACUGGUAACCGAAGCCACGUACCGCAAGAGCUUCCAAAAGCACACGAUUCCUCAGAUUCAGCGCACCAACUUGGCGCCGAUUGUGCUGCAUUUGCUCAGCAUGGGCAUUCAGGACAUUGUGCACUUUGACUUUUUGUCGCCGCCGACGCCGGAAGCGUUGAUUCGGGCGUUGGAAGUGCUGUACUCGUUGGGAGCCAUCUCCAAGGACUGCCAAUUGGUCGAGCCAUUGGGGGCCCACAUGGCAGAAUUCCCCGUCGACCCGUUCAUGUCCAAGAUGUUGCUGUCGUCGUUCGAGUUUGGAUGCACCGAAGAAGCGUUGACGAUCGCGAGCAUGUUGAGUGUGGACGAUAUCUUCAUCCAUCCACGAUCGUCCAAAGAACGGCAGCUCAAGGUGAAAGAAGCAGUGGCUGGCUUUGCCCAUCAGCAAGGCGACCAUGUCACGUACUUGCACAUUUACAAGGAAUUUUUGGAAAACGACCUCAGUCGGUCGUGGUGCGACGAGCAUUGCUUGCACCACCGCAUCUUGAUGCGGGCGACGGAAAUUCGAAAACAAUUGCAUCGAUAUGUGAAGCGGUUUGCAACGGCAGACAGGACGAUUCAAAGCUGUGGCGACAACAUUCAACCAGUCCUCCAAUGUAUCGUGGCGGGGUACUUUGCCAACGCGGCCAAAUUGCACGGAAGCAGCACGUACAGAACGAUCAAGGAUGGUCGCAUUGUGCAUGUGCACCCGACGUCCGUGUUGAAUUCGUUCAUUCGGUCGCCAGAGUGGGUCUUGUACCAUCAAAGCGUGCUCACGGACAAGGAAUAUGUCCGGGAAAUCUCGAGCAUUGACCCGCGAUGGUUGGUGACGGCUGCCCCCGAGUAUUACCUUUGCAAAGACGUGAGUGCGGUCGUGUCUGGCAGUUCGGGGGCCGUGGGACUGCCCAAAGCUCCGCCUUCGACCGCGGCGGCGACGGACGCCAGCGGUCGCAUCUUGUUUCGCCGCCCGACGACUCAAGCCACAGACAGCAAGAAACCAAAGAUGCCUGUGCAUAUUGGCAAGAGCAAAGGCGGUCUUCGAUCGCAGUUUUAACCCCCGAUCGAGACAACGUCAAAUAAGUAUCAACAAGUCGCUUCGACUCCAACUCUACUCACUUGACAGCACUACAAGCGAGAAUUGAACUUUAAAGUGAAGUAUUCGAGUGCUAAGUAAGGUAUAGCCCGUCUUCGUAGGUGGCUACGAUUGUACUCG